Molecule: messenger RNA, 2521 nt
Organism: Astyanax mexicanus (Mexican tetra)
Lineage: Eukaryota; Metazoa; Chordata; Actinopteri; Characiformes; Acestrorhamphidae
Exons: 4
Coding region: 48-866 (272 amino acids)
Molecular function (GO): protein binding
Source: RefSeq, a predicted model, not a curated record
CUGAGUGUAGCAGUGAAACAGUAGAAGAAAGCGGGAGAGUUUUAAAGAUGAGUGCAGUUUAUCUGCUGCUGCUGCUGCUGGUGCUGGGCUGCAGUUUGUUGGAGGGACAGUCAGUCAGGGUGAAUAGCAUCACUCUGAGGGGUUCUGAAGACAGAGGAGACAGAGAGAACGAGAUUCAGGCUGCUGAGAAUCCCACAACUGAAGCUACAACCACAACCUCCACCCAACAAAGCUGCCAGCAGGACAUCCACUCUGUACUGAGAGAGAUGAGCGCUGUGCUGGCAGAGCUGAAAGUUGAACAGAGACACACGACGACUGCAGUGAACAACUUAGAGAGCAGACUGAGAGCCAGUGAGAGUCAAGUGGAGGAGCUGAAGAAGAAGAGUGAAGAGGAACUGAAAAAUCUGAAAAUAUCAUUUAGCAGUGAAGUGGAGAACCUGAAAAAGGAGAAUGAAGUGAGAAAGGUGGUGUUUUCAGCAUCACUUUCAGGAGGAGAAUCUGGUCAUACUGGACCAUACAGCGCUGACUUUACUCUGAUCUACAAACACGUCUUCAUCAACAUCGGAAAAGCUUACAACCCAGCUACAGGAAUUUUCACUGCACCUGUGAGAGGAGUCUACCAGUUCAGAUUUUCUAUUCACGGAGGGGCUGGACGGCAUGUAACAGUGGUCUUUCAUAAGAAUGGACAUCACAUAGCUGGAACACAUGCUUUUCAAUCCGGGGGCUCUGUGAGUUCCUCUAAUGGAGUCUCACUGUUACUGGAGGCAGGAGAUGUUGUCUGUCUAAAGGUUAGAGCUAAUGCAUGGGUAUUCGAUGAUUGGUUUCACCAUACUACGUUUAGUGGUCAAAUGCUGUUUUCUGUUUGAGCAGCUUAUCAAACGAUCAGUGGAAGGAACUUAAGAAACUUGUAUACAGUGGGUACGGAAAGUAUUCACAGCCCUUUCAGUUUUCACUCUUUGUUUCAUUGCAGCAAUUUGCUAAAAUCCAAAAAGUUCAUUGUAUUUCUCAUUAAUGUACACUCAGCACCCAAUUCUAAAAAAAAAACUAAAAUGUAUACAUUUUUGCAAAUUUAUAAAAAAAAAAAAACCUAAAAUAUAUCAUAUGCUGUGACACUCAUAUUUAACUCACAUGCUCCCUAUUACUUCUGAUCCUCCUUGAGAUGGUCCUACCUCUUCAUUGGAGUCCAGCUGUGUUUAACUAAACUGAUUGGACUUGAUUAGGAAAGGCGCAAACCUGUCUAUAUAAGACCUCACAGCUCAUAGAGCAUGUCAAAGCAAAUGAGAAUAAUGAGGUCAGAGACAGAAUUGUGGUGAAUUCUGCAGCACUCAAGGUUCCUAAGAGCACAGUUGCCUCCAUAAUCCUUAAAUGGAAGACGUUUGGGAUGACCAGAACUCUUUCUAGACCUGGCAGUCCAGCCAAACUGAGCAAUCACGGGAGAAGAGCCUUGGUGAGACAGGUAAAGAAGAACCCAAAGACCACUGUGGCUGAGCUCCAGAGAUGCAGUAGGGAGAUGGGAGAAAGUUCCACAAAGUCAACUAUCACUGCAGCAGCCCUCCACCAGUCUCUGUGGCAGAGUGGCUUGACAGAAGCCUCUCCUCAGUGCAAGACACAUAUAAGUCUCCAUAGGGUUUGCCAAAAAUAAGAUUAUCUGGUCUGAUGAGACGAAUAUGGAAUAAUUUGGCAUUUAAUUCUAAGCGGUGGAAAAUGUGUGGAAAAAAAAUCAGGCACUGCUCAUUAUCUGCCCAAAACAAUCCCAACAGUGAAACAUGGUGGUGGCAGCAUCAUGCUAUGAGGGUGUUUUUUAGCUGCCGUGACAGAACGACGUGAAGAAUGCGGCCAAGUACAGAGAUAUCCUGGAAGAAAACCAAUUCCAGACUGGGCCAGGUUCACCUUCCAACAAGACAAUGACCCUACACACAGCUAUAAUAACAAAGCAGUGGCUUCGGAACAACUCUGUGACCAUUCUUGACUGGCCCAAGACUGAACCAACCUGAUUGAACUGGAGAGGAUAUGCGAGGAAGAAUGGCAGAGGAUCCCCAAAUCUAGUUGUGAAAAACUUGUUGCAUGAUUCCCAAGAAGACACAUGGCUGUCUUCUCAAUACUGAGCAAAGGGACUGAAUACUUAUGACCAUGCAAUAUUUCAGUUUUUCUUUUUUAAUUAAUUUGCAAUAUUUUCUACAUUUCUGUUUUUUUUUCUGUCAAGAUGGGGUGCUAAGUGUACAUUAUUAAGAAAUAAAAUGAACUUUUUUGCAAUAAAAAAAAUAGUAAAAAAAAUUAAAGGGGUCUGAAUACUUUCCAUACAUCACUGUACUUUAAGUAUAAUUAGAUAUUUACAUUCCAUAUAAAUAAAACAGCUCUUAAUCCAUACAAGACUUGUGACAAUUCUAUUAGUAUAUAUAUAUAUAUAUAUAUAUAUAACUUGGGAUGUAAGACUUGACAUUGUGGUGGAUUUUAACAAUCAGAAAACACAAAGCUAGAAAAAAAACAUGUGUGCAUGUCUGAUCUAAUCAUGAAAAAAGAA